Molecule: messenger RNA, 366 nt
Organism: Brachypodium distachyon (stiff brome)
Lineage: Eukaryota; Viridiplantae; Streptophyta; Magnoliopsida; Poales; Poaceae
Product: two-component response regulator ARR11-like
Exons: 3
Coding region: 1-366 (121 amino acids)
Biological process (GO): phosphorelay signal transduction system; cytokinin-activated signaling pathway
Source: RefSeq, a predicted model, not a curated record
AUGAGAGUCCUCGCCGUGGAUGAUGACCCUAUUGGGCUCUUGAAGAUGGAGAAAAUGCUUCGGAGCUGCAACUACCAAGUGACAACAAGGGCGUCGGCGAUAGAAGCAGCGCGAGAGCUGCGUGAGAACCUUGAGGGGUUCGACCUUGUCAUGACCAUUGCGCACACGAAGGCCCGCGGAAUUGAUGGCUUCGACAUCUUUAAACAAGUCAAUAAUCGACUUCCAGUCAUUUUUUUCUCCGACGAGAGUGACCCGGAGAUGAUAAAGAGGGGGUUCCUAGGAGGCGGUGCGACUUCCUUGUCAAACCCCUAUGGAUUGAGGAGAUCAGAUUCAUCUGGCAGCACAUUUGUUGUAGGCUCUAUUUAG